AUCAUCUGACUUGAGUUAACAAACCCCAACUGGGUUUCAAAGUGUGGGAGAGAGAAAAAGUUUCUUUUCCCCUCCCCCUUGGGUUCCCCCCCCCUGUUCAUUUUUAACUUUCCUCUACUAGCAGCGGUGGUGGGCGAAAAAAAUCUCCUCCCCUUGCUGCGUUCCUUAAUUUUCCCCCGUGCGUGUGCGUCUGUUGAUGUCCUACGUUGGGGUGAUGGAUGGCAGGAGGGCAGAAACACCGCGGCGGCAGCAGCAGAAGCUCCCAGCACUUUUUUGAACACUCUCUCUCCCCUUUCCCGGACGAUCCUCAAUGAAUCUUCGAAAAGGAGGAAGGGAAACCCUGGGCUCCAGCUGGGAUUUUUGGUAGCAGCAGCACCACCACCACCAGCAGCUCCUGCUUUUCAAGAAGUGGGGGGAGCGACGCACAAAAGGGAAGGACGGCAAGCGAUAAUCACCCCCCGCUCCCAUACCCCUGAAGCGGACGAUGGGGCGCUGGAUUCGCAGCCCUCUUCUGGAGCCGGAGCAGCCGCUGGCCCUGUGAAAAAACUUCUCUUGUGGGACUGGGAAGCUGGAAUAUGUAUGUCUAAGAUGGAAACAUCCACCUCAACUGCUGCUGGGAAAAAAGAAGGGAAAAAUGCUCUUCUGGAAGGUAAUGGCUUUAAUGAAACAGGGAAGAAAACAGCUUCUUUAGCAGCAGCAGCGGCGACAGCAGCAGCAGCAGUGACACAAGGAGUUCCGCAGCAUAUUUUUCCAGCCUUCCAUGCUCCUUUGCCAAUUGACAUGCGUCACCAGGAAGGAAGAUACCAUUAUGAACCUCACUCCAUCCAUGCUAUUCAUGGACCUCCUACUCUGAGUGGUAGCCCUGUUAUCUCCGACAUUUCCCUCAUCCGUCUUUCUCCACAUCCUGCGGGGCCUGCAGAAUCGCCUUUCAGCCACCCUCAUACAUACAUGAACCCCCAUAUGGAACACUACCUCCGAUCCAUGCACAGCAGCCCAACCCUCUCCAUGAUCUCAGCUGCUCGAGGCCUCAGCCCAGCUGAUGUGGCUCAUGAGCACCUGAAAGAAAGGGGUCUCUUUGGCCUGCCUCCUCCUCCUUCAGGAGCCAACCCUGCGGACUACUAUCACCAGAUGACGCUCAUGGCCAGCCAUCCAAAUCCUUACGGGGACCUCCUCAUGCAGAGUGGGGGAGCAGCCAGUGCGACACACCUUCACGAUUACCUCAGCCCUGUAGAUGCGUCCAGAUUCUCCAGUCCAAGACUGACUCCAAGAUUAAGCCGAAAGCGAGCACUCUCUAUAUCCCCGUUGUCCGAUGCCAGCAUUGAUCUUCAGACAAUGAUCCGGACCUCACCAAAUUCGUUGGUGGCUUAUAUAAAUAACUCCAGGAGUAGUUCUGCAGCAAGCGGCUCUUAUGGGCACUUAUCAGCAGGGGCAAUAAGUCCAGCGUUCACCUUCCCUCAUCCAAUCAACCCAGUGACAUACCAACAGAUUUUGAAUCAGCAGAGAAGCUUGAGCUCAGCAUUUGGACAUACUCCUCCCUUCAUCCAGCCAUCGCCGACAUUCCCUGCACGGCAGCAUGUGGCUGUCAUCUCCGUCAAUUCCAGUCCCGCUCAGAUCAGCAGCAAUUGUAUCUCUGAUUCUAACCAGAGCAAACAGAGCAGUGAGUCUGCCGUUAGCAGCACUGUCAACCCCGUAAUUAAUAAACGCAGUAAAGUCAAGACUGAAAUGGAGACUCUACCACCAGCUUCCCCACCCACUCAGGAGCAUCUGACAGACUUGAAAGAGGAACUUGAUAAGGACGAAUGCAAACAGGAGCCUGAAGUUAUUUAUGAGACCAACUGUCACUGGGAAGGCUGUGCAAAGGAGUACGACACUCAAGAGCAGCUUGUGCACCACAUCAAUAAUGAUCACAUUCACGGGGAGAAGAAGGAGUUUGUCUGUCGUUGGCAAGAGUGUACACGGGAACAGAAGCCAUUCAAAGCACAGUACAUGCUGGUAGUGCAUAUGCGAAGACACACUGGAGAAAAGCCACACAAGUGCACGUUUGAGGGUUGCUCCAAAGCCUAUUCGCGCCUAGAGAACUUAAAGACACACCUGAGGUCUCACACCGGUGAAAAACCUUACGUCUGUGAACAUGAAGGCUGCAAUAAAGCCUUUUCUAAUGCUUCUGAUCGAGCAAAACACCAGAACAGGACGCAUUCCAAUGAGAAACCCUACAUCUGUAAAAUUCCGGGCUGCACAAAGAGGUACACAGACCCCAGUUCCCUCAGGAAACAUGUGAAGACUGUGCACGGGCCAGAGGCCCACGUCACCAAGAAACAACGCAAUGACGUGCACCUGAGACCACCUGCGCUAAAGGAAAACAGUGACAAUGAAGCAAGUGCCAAGCAGAGUGGAAAGGCUACCAGAGAGUGGGCUGAGGCAAACAGCACCACCAGAGUCACUGAGGACUGUUUACAAGUCAAAAUGAUAAAGACAGAGAAUUCUGUGAUGUAUCAGUCCAGUCCUGGUGGCCAAUCAUCAUGCAGCAGUGAACCAUCACCACUUGGGAGCACCAACAACAAUGACAGUGGAGUAGAAAUGAACAUGCACAGUGGAGGAAGUCUGGGGGACCUAACCGCAUUGGAGGAUGGCACUCCUGUUGUGGACUCGACAGUCUCAUCUGGCAAUUCGACCGUCAGUCUGCAGCUAAGGAAACAAAUGACAACAAUGCAACGCCUUGAGCAGCUCAAGAAAGAGAAACUCAGGACAGUGAAAGAUUCUUGCUCGUGGGUGAAUCCAGCCCCACAAGUCAGAAAUAGCAAGCUGCCUUCCAUUCCAGGCAAUGGCUGUCUACUGGACAACAUGGGUGGUUCCUCUGCAGCGCUGCCUAAUCCAAGGAUAACAGAGCUGUCCAUCAGUGAGGUUACAAUGCUGAACCAACUAGCAGAACGCCGUGACAGCUCAACCAGCACCAUCAGCUCUGCCUACACCGUCAGCCGCAGGUCAUCAGGGAUAUCCCCUUACUUCUCCAGCCGCCGUUCCAGCGAAGCAUCGCAAUUUGGAAACCGCCCAAAUAACACAAGCUCUGCUGACUCCUACGACCCAAUUUCCACAGAUGCAUCUCGCAGAUCGAGUGAUGCCAGCCAGUGUAGCGGAAUCCCAGGUCUUCUGAACCUCACACCAGUGCAGCAGUACAGGCUGAAAGCCAAAUAUGCUGCUGCCACAGGUGGCCCUCCACCUACUCCACUGCCUAACAUGGAAAGAAUGACUCUGAGGAACAAAAUGUCCCUUCUUAAUGGGUCAGAGCCUCCUUUGCCUUCAUUCUGCCUUCCUUCUGGGCCACGGCGAUGCAGCGACAGUAGCGCGUAUGGGUAUGGGGCAUCGCCUGCAUUCUCUCAUGAAGUGCCAGGCAACAACGCAAGACGCGCAAGUGAUCCAGUGAGGAGAUCUGCUGGAGACCCAGCUUCUCUCCCUAGAAUCCACCGUUUCAACAGCACCAACAGUAUGAAUCCCCUUUACCCUCCUGCAGAUAGAAGGAACUUCAACCUUCCAAACUUUACACGUUCAGAUGGAAGCCUCACCAGGCAUGUGUAUUCCCCACGCCCUCCAAGUAUUAGUGAGAAUAUUGCCAUGGAAGCAAUGUCUGGUGAAGUCGAUGGUUCUGUUGGAGAUGACGACAUUGUGCUACCUGAUGAUGUAGUGCAAUAUAUCAGAUCGCAAAACAAUGGGAUGGCUGCAGAUAACUCUUCCAUGGGGUAUGGUAACGAAGCACCAAACUUCCAAGUGAAUACAAAAGUACAACAUAACAAUGCAGUAAGCCAACGCAGGAUGGCUGUCCCAGAUGUAAGUAUGAAUCGUACAGCUCCAGUGAUGAGCGGAUGCCACAUGAACUUUGGGGCUAAUUCCGAUUUAAGUAAGAACAACAUGCCUGUCCAGUGGAAUGAAGUUAGCUCAGGUACUGUGGACAUAUCCUCUGCUCAAGCAAAGCAGCAAUUCCCUCCGCGGAACUUAGCUGUAGUCCAUCAAAAGCAGAACUUUGGCCAGUAUCAGAACUUUAGCCAUCAGCAGACACAGAUGGGUCAAAACAAUGUGAAUGUGACCCUGCAACAGUUGGCGCAGAAGAAUGUGAGCAUGGAUGGGCAAAGGUUAAACUGCAUGCACUUAAGGCAGCAACAGGUGAAUCCAGGUCCUAGUAACAAUCCAGAUUUGAACUCGCAUGAAGUGUACAAUCAUGUUCAUCAAAUGCUGAGCCCAAAUUCAUUGGGUGGUGAUCUCAGCCAGCUUUCUCCUCCCUGUAACAACAUGCCAAUGAAGCCUGUGUCCCAUGUUUGUCCUCAGCAGAUAGAUUCUAUGGCUGAUCCAACCUCAAUGGUGAACAGUAGCAGAGAAUGCAUGAUACACAAUCAGGUCACACAGGAACCAGGACAUCAGCAGAGCUUUUCAUCUCAGCCAAACCACAUGAACUUUUCCAUGACACAGGAGGUCUUCCAUCAGCCUUCUGCAUUAAUGACCUCAAAUCAGCCAAACUUUGAGCCACAACAGGAUUUAGUAGGUACAGUUGGACAGAGCUUCCCUUCUGGUGUGGUGCAGCCUCAUCCUCCACCUAAUCUCAGUCCUGCAAACAGACACCGAGGGAUACGUGCUAUGCAACAUUUGGGCUACAUGAGAACAUCUCACCCAGCUAAUGAUAUGAGCCCAGGGCAGGAAAGGGUAGAGCUCACCCCCAAGAGACAAACUGGUAUUGCAUCAUUGCAACCCCAGCAAUACAACAAUAGUAUGAGGGGAAACCAUUUGAUGCACUAUUAUGGCCAAAUACACAUGUAUGAACAAAAUGGGAAUUUUAAUAACCAUGCAGACUGUAGUGUAAGGCAGCAACAGUGUGCACUGAACAUCAAGCCAGCCACAAUGCCAUCUCCUGGAGCUAAUCAGGUUUCAAGCACUGUGGACUCGCAUGUUCUGGAGCCUCCUCAGAUAGAUUUCGAUGCCAUUAUGGACGAUGGUGACCAUUCAAGUUUGAUGUCAGGGACCCUGAGCCCAAGCAUCCUCCAGAAUCUCUCCCAGAACUCUUCUCGCCUUGCAACUCCGCGAAACUCUCUGACACUGCCAUCCAUACCAGCUGGAAUUAGUAAUAUGGCAAUAGGGGACAUGAGCUCUAUGUUGACCACCCUGGCAGAAGAGAGUAAAUUUCUUAACAUGAUGUCUUAAUACUUAAAGCACAACUGUCUAGAAGUAUCCAAGAGAUUACAUGCUAAGCAAUUUUAUGCUUUUUUUUAAAAAAAAAACUGUUUCCAUAGAGUAGACUUUUUUUUACAAGUAUUAAAUACAUUAAAGGGAUUCCAAACAAGGAAAAAUGUAUUUGUGCAAACAUGUAUAAACUAUAUAAAAGAAGCACUGAAAGGAUGCACCUCUAGUAUUAUUUUUGUGCUUGUUUUUUAGAGUGAUCAAAGAUGCCACCAUCAUUCCAGAACAUACCUCUGAAGUGUCCCUCUUCAUACAGCAUAGGGCACAUUUGUCAUAAUUUUAAAAAAAUCUGACCAUUGCCCUUUUCCCUUGUCAUUUUUCAGAGUCUCAUAGGUUGCAAUUCUAUGCCCACUUCUCUGGGAGUAAGCAAGUCAACUCAGUUCAACUUACUUCUCAGGAGACACUAUAGGAUUGCACUGGUAGUUUUUCAUUCCUUCAGUCUCAGAAAAUACAUGGGACUUUGCCAGGUGUGGAACACUAGAGAGUUAUGCACAAAAAUACUGAAAUCCGGUUUCAGAUGAAGCUCUCCUUUGAAACAGCAUGUGUUUUGCUAUCUCCUUUUGGUUUUCCCUCAGUUAUCACUGCAAAAUGCAAUUUUUUGCCCUCUUCAGUGACAAAUAGAUGGGUGUUAUUUUGACCCAAACCCAAAAGCCAUACUGUGUAUGCUUUAUGCUUAAUGCUUUGCUUUGUGACCAGAAGGUGCAUGCAUGCACACACAUGCGCACGCACACACACAUACACAGCAUUGUUUAUGCAGCCAAUAUAAAUCUUUGUACCUUGCAGCUUAGCCUAGAAGUAUCAGCUCCUGAACAGUUUUGCAGCAAAGUGCCUUAUUGCGUGUUAGUUGUUGAGUCGUCAAGGCAUCUUUUGUCCAUUAAUGUCAAAUAAAGUGUAUCGCCAGAAGCAUAUAUAAAAUAAAGGUGCAUUUAUGUAAGGCAUUGCAGUCUUGCUAAAAAGAUUUGAGAGGGACACAUUGAUGGGAAGGAGAUGUGAAAGAUGAAUGCCCUUUUUAUAAAAAGAAAAAAACCAGGGUAUUUUCACAAGGUGAUUUAUAUCAAGAAUUUAGUGAAGGUUUGAAAAUGCCACUAAUUUAAACAUAUGUCUGCUCUGGUAAGAGAAAAUUCCCUGCUGUGCAUAACAUAGAAUGAUUCUUUAAAGAAUGCUGAUCACACUCUUCACAUUGGAAUUGAAAGCACAAAGAUGACCACAUCAGAGCUUGUUUAAAUGUGAAAUUAAAAUGUGAUGCUGCAGACAUUUUGUAUAUAUUUUCAUAUCAAAACCCUGGCACAUUUGGGGAACCCUCUGUCUUCCCCCCGCUGCCCCCAUUUCAAGAUACACAAAACUGCUUAGCUACAUGUAUAUAUCCCUGUAUGGCUCAGUGGCUAAAGUGCAGAUUUGGGUGUGGAUGAUCCACUCAGUUAUAACAUUUCCUGGGUGGCCUCAAGGCAGUCACUGUUUCUCAGCUUCUCCCUAUCUUGCAGGAUCAUUGUGAAGCUAAAGUGCUACUUCGAGUUCCUUGGUAAAAUGGCAGGUUAAGUGAACAACUACAAAGGAGAAAUAAUUUAGACCAGGGCUACAUGUGUAUCAACCUUAGCUCACAAAAACAAACUAUGCCAUUGUCCUUUGCAAGACUCAUGGCAAUCGUGCAAUCAGAUGUGUAAAAGGAUUGUUGUCCACCAAGUGGUCAUAUGGUUAUGCAUUUAUCAAAGAGCUGCACAUCACAACAUGGGAGACACACACAUAGCAGUUUCCACGUUGUGAAAGUUUUGGACAUGAGAAAGCAGCCUCAAGUAUUGUGCACUCCAUUCAGUACAAGUAUUUAAUACCAAACAAUCCUUGACGAGCUCACUUCUAUGAACUUUGUGUCAGCUUCAUGCUUAAGGAUUGGGUACCAAUAAAUUGUAUUGGAAUAUAUGUGCAAAGGAUUGGGCUUUUUUAAACACAUUUAUUUCACUGGAGUUUAUUUUUCAUGUCUUAUUUAAAACUGCACUGCUGCUGGGAAAUAGGAGGACAGGCAAUCAUCAUUUAAGGGCAAAGGUCAAGAAAAGUCUGAGGAAAGAGUAACACAUGCAGGAGUUAGGAGGAGGCUGCCAAAAUAAGAUAUGAAAACCUGUGCAUAUACAUAAAGGGGCUCACAGAAUUUGAGUUAAUCUGUUCAAGCACAAAUCAUUGGCAUCCUGCAUCAAAAUAUAUCCAUAACUGUCAAUUGAUGUCCUGUAACUGUUUACCUCAUACAUUUGGGUUGAACAGUGAAGAUUGAGCACAUGACAUGAAGGCAUUUUGUACAGUAAAUUCUCUCCGUUAUCUACUUGUACAUGUUGAUGAUGGUGAUAUUUUCCCACUGUUGAUGUUUGAGUGAGAAAUGAGCAUUUAAACCCAGUUAUUCAAGGAAAUGUGGGUUCAUAGCCUGGCUGUUCUUACCAUUUUGAUCAAUAUUAUAAGUCCCAGUUGAUAUGUCAUGCAGUCUUCCCACCCCACCGGAUCUUCUUGCAGAAAUACUGGUAGCCUCGGAACACAGCCAGAGUCAUGAGGAGGUGCCAUUUGUUUGGAACAGUGCCUCCAAGUAGACUGUAUGUGUAACCAUUGCAAUUUCUGCAACCAUGAUGGUUUAAGCAAGGAUCUCUAGUAGUCACUGUGUCUUGCACUAUGUGUAAAGCCUUCAUAUAAAGACAUGGAGUCAUACAAAAGGGGGCUCCACAUUCUCUUUGCUGAGCUAUAAGGAGGCCUUGUAUAUGCUCCCAGAAAUGACCACAUGGGGAACUGUGAUUCUAAAUUACUGUGGGAAUAGAGGUCCACAUCAUCACUUUGGACACCGUCGGCUUUAUAAAUGAAGGGUUACCUAGCAUAGCUGAUUAUAGGCGGAAGGUGCCCUCCAUGAACUACUCACCCCAUGUCUGGUAUAUGAUGCUAUAGAAAAGGAUCUUGAUUUCUCAUGAUAAGUUUUUGGUGUGGCACAGUUUUCAAGGGGUAGCUUUUCCAUAUUAAUAUUAAAUUGGUUACCCUUUCCCUUUAUUAAAAAAAAAAACCCGUGAGACCCGAAAUGCUAAAUUCUACCACAUGAGAGCAGAUUCAGCAUGCAAAAGCAGCAGGAAAAAAUUACUUUGCUUGUAACUUUAAUCAUGUCAAAAAUUAACGUGAGAAUUAGGCAUGGUUAGAAGUCCUGCUGAAAUUAGUGUAAGAUUGGUGUGAGAUUUUGAAAUGCAUUAUUUAUUAUUUUCUCAUUCACAAUGGAUAAUAUAAGAGCGGGGGAGCAGAGAAUAACAAGUACAGGGUUUUCUGGGUACUGCGGUAUUAUGAGUUCUGACAUUGCAUACCUCAGUGCAAAACAAGAAUGUAAACCAAAAUCAUGAAUGAACUUUGAUGAGGUAAAUUCAGUACUCAUCCUUUAUUUCAGAUGGCAAUAUAACUGUUGGCCUAGUUACGUCUGGUGGGGCCUCCUCACAGGGCCAUGACCCUCAAGCAACAAUUAUAAAAGGUUACAGAAUGGCUUGGCUGUGUCAAUUAUGAAUGCUGAACUUGACAUGGAAUUACAAUUGCAGGGAGCCUCAAUGGGCCAAGUCCAUUUUGGAAGUCCCUUGAAUUAACUGAUCAGAACUUUGCAUGGGGGCAAGGUGCUGCUCCAUGGAUACAUAUGGAUAUAAGCCUUUGUAAGCUGUUGUGAGCAACAAGGAAAAAAUUACCCACUUACUCAUUAUUUACUUCAGCUUUACAAUGGUGGUCUUCCUGUCUUUAAUGUAACAGUAUUAUAACAACAAUACUGGCUUUGUAUAUAUUGUGUAUAGAAGACAUUCAUUAUUAAUAACAGUAUUGUAGCUGAAUUGUUCUGUCUUUAUAUCUUCAGGACCUUUUUAGCUGUUUUCUACAUCAUCUGGAUGGCAGCCACAAGCUGAAACUGUAUAUAAAUGUUUUUGUACAUUAAAAAAGUAAUUUUUUCAUAA
Messenger RNA from Rhineura floridana, 9158 nucleotides. RefSeq names its product GLI family zinc finger 2 (gene GLI2). Bases 580 to 5184 code for a protein of 1534 amino acids. The transcript has 14 exons. Gene Ontology annotation, cellular component: nucleus. Gene Ontology annotation, biological process: smoothened signaling pathway; regulation of transcription by RNA polymerase II. The record is from RefSeq and is a predicted model, not a curated record. Gene Ontology annotation, molecular function: DNA-binding transcription factor activity, RNA polymerase II-specific; RNA polymerase II cis-regulatory region sequence-specific DNA binding. Lineage: Eukaryota; Metazoa; Chordata; Lepidosauria; Squamata; Rhineuridae.